This is a messenger RNA of Rhincodon typus (whale shark), 1490 nucleotides long. Its product is annotated as N-terminal kinase-like protein. NCBI's taxonomy places the organism in Eukaryota, Metazoa, Chordata, Chondrichthyes, Orectolobiformes, Rhincodontidae. Gene Ontology annotation, biological process: protein phosphorylation. Gene Ontology annotation, molecular function: ATP binding; protein kinase activity. The transcript has 9 exons. The record is from RefSeq and is a predicted model, not a curated record. The annotation marks the transcript as partial.
ACUUCAGUGUAACGAGUAACCCCCUUCCUGUUUUGAAGGCAGAGAAAUGUCUAUAUAUCGUGACUGAACCGGUCGCUCCACUCGGCACCUAUUUGAAAGCGAAGGAGACAGUGGGAGAACUGAUUGAGCAGGAGAUCUCGUGGGGGCUGCAUCAGAUUGUGAAAGCCUUGAGUUUCCUGGUGAACGACUGCAGCCUGAUCCACAACAAUGUGUGCGUGGCUGCGGUGUUUGUGGACCGAGCAGGCGAAUGGAAGCUCGGCGGGCUCGACUACAUGUACGCCGCGCAGGGGGAGACGCCACCACCGCCGCCGAAGGGCUUCCCAGAGCUCGACAAGUACGACCCGCCAGAGAAAGCAGACCCCAGCAGGAGCGGAACUGAGAAAUGGUCAGCGGACAUGUGGCGCCUGGGCUGCCUGAUCUGGGAAGUUUUCAAUGGACCGCUGCAGAGAUCCUCCUCCCUCCGCUCCCUCGGAAAGAUUCCCAAGUCCCUGGUUCCUCAUUACUGCGAGCUGGUCGGGGCUAAUCCUAAAGCCAGGCCGAACCCGGCCAAGUUUCUGCAGAACUGCCGGGGCCCCAACGGCUUCAUGAGCAAUAAGUUCAUAGAGACCAACCUCUUCCUGGAGGAGAUUCAGAUUAAGGAGCCCAUGGAACGCCAGAACUUCUUCCUGGAGCUGAGCUCGCAGCUCGACACUUUCCCCGAAAACUUCUGCAAGCACAAGAUCCUGCCGCAGCUGCUGACAGCGUUUGAGUUCGGCAACGCCGGUGCCGUUAUCCUCACCCCACUCUUCAAAGUGGGGAAGUUGCUCAGUGCAGAGGAGUACCAGCAGAAGAUUAUCCCCGUUGUGGUCAAGAUGUUCUCCUCGACAGACCGAGCCAUGAGGAUCCGUCUGCUCCAGCAGAUGGAGCAGUUUAUUCAGUACCUGAACGAAGCGACGGUGAAUGCCCAGAUCUUCCCCCACGUUGUCCAGGGCUUCAUGGAUACGAAUCCCGCCAUCAGGGAGCAGACUGUCAAGUCAAUGCUGUUGCUGGCUCCGAAGCUCAGUGACAAUAACCUGAACGUCGAGCUGAUGAAACACUUUGCACGGCUGCAGGCGAAGGAUGAUCAGGGGCCUAUUCGCUGCAACACCACAGUCUGCCUGGGGAAGAUCUCCUCCUAUCUCAAUGCUGGUACCAGGCACAGGAUCCUCAUCUCCGCCUUCUCCCGUGCAACAAAGGAUCCGUUUGCUCCCUCCAGGGCAGCUGGUGUCCUCGGCUUUGCUGCCACACACAGUUACUAUUCGGUCAGCGACUGCGCCUGUAAAAUCCUGCAGGUGCUUUGUCCAUUGACAGUGGAUCCUGACAAGAAUGUCCGCGAUCAGGUAGGCAGGCUAACUGAUCUCUCUCUCCAUCCACCCACUCCCCCCAGCCCGAUCUGUGUCUGUGUCUCUUGUCUGCCUCUGUCUCUGUCCAAUCGGGCCACAUUUAGCGAAGAAUAGGAUCUUGCUGCAAUG